Molecule: messenger RNA, 9382 nt
Organism: Podospora pseudocomata
Lineage: Eukaryota; Fungi; Ascomycota; Sordariomycetes; Sordariales; Podosporaceae
Product: Type I Iterative PKS
Exons: 16
Coding region: 1347-8981 (2544 amino acids)
Biological process (GO): fatty acid biosynthetic process; secondary metabolite biosynthetic process
Molecular function (GO): phosphopantetheine binding; fatty acid synthase activity; oxidoreductase activity
Source: RefSeq, a predicted model, not a curated record
CCGGGACGCGGCGCCGCUGGCGACCUGAGCCGCCGCGCGCAUGAUGGCCAGCCCGCCGGCGCAGCCCACGCCGUGCAGCAGCAUGCGGUCGACCGUGUGCGGCAGGCCAAGGCGGCGCGCCACUAGAAGGUCGUAGCCCGGGUUGCCCUGGUUCGUGCAGGUCACGGCGAUGGUGUGCGUGAUGUCGCAGGGACGGCCGCCCCAUUCUUUCAGCGCCUUGCGGCAUGCCUGCGCGGCGAGGUCGACGCCUGCCCGGCGGUAGAAUUUGUCCAGAUCGGCAAGGGUUGGGGCCUCCGGGCGGCUGGCGAAACCGGUUUGGUAGUCCCCGAUGGAGGCGCGCGUGUCGAUGCCACUUGUUUUGUUGAUCUGGAGGAGCUUUUUCAAACUAUUGCCAACCACAGCAUGUCAGCACGGCUCAGAAGCGACAGAGUCAAGCGGGGAAUGGAUUCGACCUGCACCACUUACCCUGGCUUCUCCACGUCAAAGAACCUCUUCGCAAACUCAUCCAACUUCUCUGGCCCUAGGAGAUAUGGAGGAUAUUGAGAGGCAAUCCCCGUGAUCCAAAGUCCUGGCAUUGGCGGCGUGGCAUGGGUGCCGUUGGCCCCAUUCGUUUCACUCUUUUCACCCAUCUGAGGUGGCAUCACUGCAAUGCCGAGACUGUCUGUGGAGUGCGAUGGAAUUGACGAGGCGCGUUAGAGAUGUUGAUGUUGGUAGCUUGGGAGGCGUAUCGUCUUUAGGGACAGUUAUGAGUGCAAAUACCUGCAGGUCAUUAGCAGUAUUAGGAAUCCCGUCCGUCCGGAGGAGCCAGCACACCAUCACGCCCGGCAGACUGGCUGUUUCGGUGCUGAGUGGAACAGCCGAACAGGCAACAAUCUGACAAAGUCGGUGCCGUAUCGGUGAUCCGACUUAUCGGUCUGUUGGCUGCGGGUUGUGGUUUGCGGAUUCCCGACGCGUGUCUGCGGCGUGCUGCGUCAGAAUCAUGAAGCGUCCUUUCGACACCGAUGGGCUUACCGAAGUCUACGGAGGAUUGCCGGGUGCACCAAGAUGAAUAUGCCACGUGCAAGCGUGACGUCCGGCCUCGCUGGGUUCGGAAGCCGGAUUAGGGGAACAGACCAAAGGAGACAUCCCGAGACGACGGAUGCCACUAUAAGGCUAUUGAUAUUAAUGCCAUGUCUGGUAUGUAGACGGGAGACUCUAGGCUGCUGCUUACUUGACUCUUUUGUUUAGCGUUCCGUACCUUGCACAUUCGUCGGAGCUUUGUAACUCUUGCCUUACUACUACACAGCCUAGCAGUUACUUAGCACUCGUCGCCAUACCUUCGCUUCUCGGUGCUUUCCACAGGAGCCAUGGCCGACCUGAGGUUUGAAGAUCAACCCGUGUCUCAGGAAGGACGGAAUGGCCGAACCAAUGGCACUGGCAUUGUGAAUGGGGACCACCAUCCGACGUCUGAAAGGACCACAAACGGAGACUCGGUGAACGGCCAUCCCAAUGGCAACGGUCUCUCGAAUGGGAGUGGUCUCCCCAAUGGCAGCAAAACCCAAACCCAACCGCCGGUCGAGCCUAUCGCCAUCUGUGGCAUGGGCAUGCGACUCCCAGGCGGCAUCACCGAUGCUGCAGGCUUCUGGGACAUGCUCUACAACGGACGCAGCGGGCGGUGUGAGGUUCCAGAGGACCGAUACAACGCCGAGGGCUGGUACGGCCCAGGCAAGAUUGGGCACACAGCCAGCAAGUUCGGCUAUUUCCUCGACAACGUCAACCUGGCCAACAUGGACUCCUCGUUCUGGUCCAUGACCAAGAAAGAAAUCGAGGCCAUGGACCCGCAGCAGCGACUGACGCUCGAAGUCGUCUACGAGUGCCUACAGAACGCUGGUCAGAAACCCGACCAGCUCCGAGGGAAGAAGGUCGGCGUGUACCUCGGCACUUUUGAAGGCGACUGGCUGGAACUCGACGGCCGCGAUCCUCAGCACUACCACAUGUACCGCUUGACGGGGUACGGCGACUACAUGUCGGCGAAUCGUAUCCACUACGAGUUCGGCUUCAUGGGCCCAAGUGUCACCAUCAGGACAGCCUGCUCAUCGUCGCUGACGGCACUCCAUGACGCCUGCCACGCCAUUUUCUCCGGAGAGUGCGAGUCGGCCAUCGUGGCAUGCGCCAACGUCAUCUGCUCGCCGCGGACGACCAUCACCAUGCAAGAGCAGGGCGUCAUGUCUCCGAGUGCUCUCUGCAAGACAUUUGAUGCAGACGCCGACGGCUACGCCCGCGGCGAGGCCGUCUCGGCCAUCUACGUCAAGAAGCUCAGCGACGCCAUUCGAGAUGGCGAUCCGAUUCGGUCCGUGGUUCGGUCGACUGCUGUCAAUGCCGGCGGCAAAUCCUCGACGCUCACGGCUCCGAACACGGCUGCUCAUGAGGCUCUCAUCCGGCGCGGCCACCAGCUGGCGGGCAUUUCCGACUUUUCUAAGACAGCUAUGAUUGAGUGUCACGGAACCGGAACUGCUGUCGGGGACCCCAUUGAGACACUCGCGGUGGCCAACAUCUUUGGAGAUUACGGAAUAUACAUUGGAUCGGUGAAAACAAACCUGGGGCAUAGCGAGGGAGCCUCGGGUCUUUCAAGUCUGAUCAAGAUGACGUUGGCUCUGGAGAAUGAGACGAUCCCGCCCAAUCUCAACUUCACCACGCCAAAUCCCAAAAUUCCGUUCAAGGAGUGCAAGCUCACAGUCCCGACUGAGCCCCGGCCCUGGCCCAAGGACCGAGACCAUGUUGUUGGAGUCAACAGUUUCGGAAUAGGGGGCUCUAACGCUCAUGUCCUACUCUCGUCCGCUUCCUCGUUCGGAGCUGCAAAUGCGACGGCACACAAAGGCGAUGUCGAGGCCUUUGAUGCCGACCCCGGCUUGCGCCUGCUUCUCUUCUCCGCCAAACACCCCAAAGCGCUCCAGUCGAUGGUGGCACAGCAUCAAGCCUACCACCUCUCUCACCCGUCACAGCUGGGCGACAUGAGCUUCUCGCUGGCCCUAAAGCGCGACGCCCUGAGCUACCGGGCAUUCUGCGUAACAGAUGGACUGGACGACUGGACGCCAGUUGUCUCGCCCCGCCCGGCUUCUCGCGAGCCGUCAAGGCUCGUCUUCGUCUUUAGCGGGCAGGGGGCACAGUGGGCGCAGAUGGGCAUGGCGCUGAUCAAGAAUGUCCCCCAAUUCAGACAGAGCCUCCGAGACAUGGACAGGUUCUUGCAAACACUUCCCGACGGCCCGCAGUGGAACGAGAUUCAGGCUCCCAAGAGCCGCAGCCGCAUUUCCUCAGCUGAACUGUCACAGCCCUGCUGCACCGCUAUCCAGAUGGCGCUCGUGGACCUUUUGACGAGUUACAAUGUCACGCCAGGCGCUGUGGUCGGCCACUCGAGCGGUGAGAUUGCCGCUGCGUAUGCCAGCGGCGCCAUAACGGCGAACGAAGGUAUCGCAAUUGCGUACUACCGAGGCAAGGUCAUGCUCUCGGUAGAUUCGACAAAAAAGCCAGGCGGCAUGGCUGCCGUGGGCCUCGGGCGCAAGGAGGUCGAGCCGUAUCUCAGCAGCGGCGUCCUGAUCGGCUGCGAGAACAGCCCUGAGAGCACAACCCUCACUGGAGAUAAAGACGCGCUGGAAGGGGUCAUGCAGAAUAUCAAAGAGGCGAACCCGGACAUCUUGGUUCGGGCAUUGCAGGUUGACCGGGCAUAUCAUUCUCAUCACAUGCGACAAGUGGCACCGCUCUAUGAAGAGCUCCUCAGCAACAUGAUCAACGCAAACGACCCCAAAAUACCGUUUUACUCCACUGUCUCCUGUAAAACAGUAAAGAGCGGCAGGGAGCUGGGGCCAGAGUAUUGGGUCAACAACUUGGUCUCGCCCGUUCGUUUCUCCACCGCCGUCAGCGAGAUCCUGCGGGAGCCGGGGCGCAAGACGUUUGUCGAGAUCGGGCCGCACUCGGCGCUGGCCGGUCCACUGCGCCAGAUACUCAAAUCCGCCAAGUCCACCGACGAGUACAUGAACAUCCUGACACGCGGGAAUAACUCCCACUCUGACCUGCUCCAUGCAGUGGGCUACCUGUGGUCCGCCAACCAGCCCCUACAUCUCGCCCCGGUUGUCGGUGAAGGUAAAUUCCUCGUGAACUUGCCGCUGUACCCCUGGCACUACGAAGAGCCCAUGUGGUACGAGAGCCGCCUGGCACGAGAGUGGCGCCACCGGAAGUUCCCGCACCAUGAUGUGCUGGGCUCCCGGAUUCUGGAAAGCACCGAUUCCAGCCCGGCCUGGCGGAACCUGCUGCGGCUUGAGUCGGUGCCCUGGAUCAAGGAGCAUGAAGUCGCUGGCGACAUCGUCUUCCCCGGCGUGGGCUACGUCACCAUGGCGGGCGAGGCUGUGCGGCAGCUCACGGGCGCCACCGACUUUACGGUUCGGCGUGUGCACAUCAAGGCGGCCAUGAUCCUGGUCCAAGAAACCGCGACGGAAACCAUCACACAGCUCCAGCGCGUGCCGCUGACCAACUCGGCCGACUCGGUCUGGUACAACUUUACCAUCUCCAGCUACCAGAACGGCAGCUGGCUGAAGCACGCCUUCGGGCAGGUCUCGGCAGGCUCCGAGUUCCCGCACGAGGCCCCCGAUCUGGCGCCGUUGCCGCGCGUGGUUUCGCGAAAGGCCUGGUACCGCAAGCUGCGUUCGCUUGGGCUCGAGUACGGGCCCCGGUUCCUCGGACUUAGGGACAUCACUGCCAACCCCGUAGAGCCAACGCUGCUGACGCACAUGACAAACGAUAUCCGCGACGGAGAGUCGCUCUACGCCAUCCACCCCGUGACGCUGGAUCUUGUGCCACAAGCAAUAGCCCCGGCAUUGACCAACGGCCUGACCAGGCGGUUUGACCGGGUGGCCAUCCCCACGUACAUUGACGAGAUGUACAUUGGACCCCCGGCAACACCAGACAUGGCCAUGGAGGUCCGCAUCACCGAGGAGCGCAAGAAUGCGCGCAUUGCAGAUGCUGUUGCCGUGUCAGACGGCAAGGUAGUCAUCUCGGUGAAGGGCAUGCAGGUGUCCGUCAUCAGCGACGCCGAGGGCGACGGCGGACAAGACCCCCACGCGGCUGUCGAGCUCGAGUGGAAGGAAGACGUCAACUUGAUGGACACCACCACCCUCAUCCGCCCGGCAAAGGACCGGCAUGACGUCCACCAACUACUCGACAGGUUCUCGGCGCUGUGCAUGCUUGACGCCGCCGAGCGGCUGCGGGUCGUCGAACCGUCCAGGCCCCAUCUCGCGCACUUUCGACAAUGGCUGGACGGCCUUUGCGUUGACAUCUUGGGUGGCCGCUACGGAUGCUUGUCUUCUCAGCAAAGCGAUGUCGACAUGUCCCCGGCUCGCCGCAAAGAGACGGUCGACACGCUGUACGCCCAGCUCUUGGACACGGAGGCGCACGCAGCGGCGACGGCCGUCUACCGCAUCGCCAGCAACUGCGACUCCAUCUUCAGCGGUACCACGGACGAGCUGGCCCUCCUGCUCGAAGACAAUGUCCUCCACCAGCUGUACGAUUUUAUGCAGAAUUCGGAGUACUCGGCGUUCCUUGAUCUAGUGGCUCACCGGAAGCCCAACCUCAGGGUGCUGGAGAUUGGCGCGGGCACCGGUGGGACAACGGCGACCGUCCUGCCCGCUCUCAGGUCUGCUUAUGGCGAGCGCAUGUACCUGUCGUACACCUACACUGAUGUGUCCCCGGGCUUCUUCCCCGCGGCCAAGGAACGCUUCAAGGAGUAUGAGGCCCUCCAGUAUGCCGUGCUGGAUAUAUCCAAGGACCCUCUGGAACAGGGUUUCGAUCCCGAGAGCUUCGACCUUAUUAUCGCCUGCAAUGUCAUGCACGCAACACCAAACAUCCACGGGACCCUGUCCAACGUCCGCAAGCUCAUCCACCCUCGGGGGAGGCUGUUCCUGCAGGAACUUUCUCCAGAAACCAAAUGGAUCAACUUCGUCAUGGGCGUCCUGCCGGGCUGGUGGCUCGGUUGCGCCGAUUCGCGGUUCCCCGAGCCGUACAUGGACAGCGCCCGCUGGGACACAGAGCUGCGCGCGGCAGGCUUCGCCGGCGCAGAAGCAGUUGCAUACGACGGCUACCUCAACAACAACAUCAUCACCACGCCUGCCGCACCGCAGCCACCACCCCCGAAACGAGUCACCCUGCUCCAUUCGGGAGAGACCGCUACCACCACCAUAGCCGUCAUUGCCUCUCUUCGCGCCCAGCUCCAGCUCUCCGGCUACCAAAUCGACCUGCACACCCUCGACACCCCGUCCCUCCCAGAAAAUCAAGACAUUCUCGUAGCACUAGACCUCGCCGAACCCUUCUUCCACAACCUCACACCGCGCCGGCUUGCCUCCUUCCAGGAGCUGGUGCGGCAGGCGCGCGACCGCGGCUGCGGCGUGCUGUGGCUCACGGGCGCGAGCCAGGUCGGCUGCGUGGACCCGCGCUUUGCGCCCGUGGUCGGCGUGGCGCGCGUGCUGCGCACGGAGACGGGGUUGGAUUUUGCGACGCUAGAGUUGGAUUGUUUGGGCCAGGUCGAUGUUGAGUUUGGGGCCGUGCCGGCUGUGUUGGCCGAGUUUCAGCGCCGGGGGCCGGAGGAGGAGGAUGUCAGGUCUGAGGCGGAGUGGGCGUGCGUUGGGGGGAGGGUGCUGAUUGGCCGAUACCACUUUGUUGAUGUCGCAAAGGGGAUUACCACGGCGGGUGAUGGAGAGGGUGGGCCCGCGGAAAAGACGGUGCUGAAGCUGGAGCAACAUCGUCCUGGACUGGUGAAUACGCUAUUCUGGGAGCGGAGAGCCGAGACGGCGCUGGGGGAGAAUGAUGUUCGGGUUGAGGUGCAGGCUGUUGGGCUGAAUUUCAAGGAUGUCCUCGUCUCGCUGGGGAUUGUGGCCGAGCCCUACUCCAUCGGGCGCGGCAUGGGCUAUGAGUGCAGCGGCACCGUGACAGCCGUCGGAUCCAGCGUCACCGAGCAUCGUGUCGGCGAUCGCGUCAUUGCCAGCUCGAGCGGGUCGUUUACCACUUCUCUGCAAGUGUCAGAGACGCUGUGUGUCAAGAUGCCAGAUACCCUGACGUUUGAGGAGGGUGCCUCAAUGCUCGCCGUUUAUUGUACCGCUAUAUACUGUCUCCUCGACGUCGGUCGCCUAGCAAGGGGCAUGUCGGUGCUUAUUCACUCGGCCACGGGUGGUGUUGGUAUCGCGGCUAUUGAAGUUGCCAAGAUGAUUGGCGCUGAGAUUUACUGCACCGUCGGCAACGAGUCAAAGGCCGAGUACAUUGUGGACCGCUUCCACAUUCCGCGCCAUCACAUCUUUAACUCCCGAGAUGCGUCUUUCCUUCCCGCACUGCUGCAGGAGACCGGAGGGCGCGGCGUCGACGUUGUCCUCAACUCCCUGGCAGGCGAGCUACUGCACGCGUCCUGGAAGUGCGUAGCCAAGUUUGGCACCUUUGUCGAGAUUGGUCGCCGCGAUCUUGUCGGUCAAGGGCUGCUGGCCAUGGACGUGUUCGAGGCGAACCGGGCAUUUGUUGGCUUUGAUCUACUACGCUUCUCCACUGAGCGACCCCUGAUGAUCAAGAGCCUCAUGGAACGCGCCCUUGCCUUCUACACGCAAGGACAUCUACGCCCCAUUUCCCCCCUGACAACCCUGCCCGCCACCGGCAUAUCCGACGCCAUUCGGUUCAUGCAGAAGGCUCAGCACAUGGGAAAGAUCGUGGUCACUAUGCCCGAGAAUCGCAACGAACUCGUGUCUGAAGCGACCCGCAAUCCGAUAGUGUUGCGGAACGAUGGUGCGUAUCUUCUCGUCGGUGGUCUGGGUGGCCUGGGUCGCGCCAUCACAACUUGGCUUGCCGAAAAGGGGGCUAGACAUUUUGUCUUCCUGUCCCGGUCAGCCGCGUCUGUUUCUGACCAUGACCCUUUCGUCCUCGAGCUUGAAGCUCUGGGCUGCACGACCGUAAGGGUAUCAGGCGAUGUGUCCAACUAUGAGGAUGUGUUGCUGGCCAUCAAGGCAGCGGGAAGGCCGAUUGCUGGUGUGCUGCAGGCAUCCAUGGUCCUCCGGGACAACAGUCUGGUCGAUAUGUCGUGGGACGACUGGGUGACGGCGUCCCGGCCCAAGAUCCAGGGCACAUGGAAUCUGCACAACGCACUCGCCCGCGAGCAGGCCGAGCCGCUAGACCUGUUCUUCCUCUUCAGUUCCGCUGGCGCCAUGAGCGGGCAGUGGGGCCAGGCCAACUACAACGCCGGCAACACCUUCCUCGACGCCUUCGUGCAGUACCGUCACUCGCUCGGGCUGCCGGCCAGCGUGCUCAACAUUGGCGUCAUCGGGGACGUGGGCUAUGUCAGCGAAAACACGGACGUUCUCGACUCACUACGGGCCACAUCCCAGUACAUCAUGGAAGAGCCCGCGCUGCUAGACUGUGUCGAGCUCAUGCUCAAGCGGUCGUCGGCCCGAGCGACGACGCCGGCCGCCCCCGGCGGUGAUGAUGCCAUGUACCGCUAUGCACAGCCUUCGCAGAUGGGUAUCGGCAUGCGCUCCCUGCUGCCCAUCACGGCACCCGCCAACCGCACCGUCUGGCGCAAGGACCCGCGGAUGCUGGUGUAUCGCAACCUGGAGGACACGGGCGGCGCCGGGUCGGGCGGCGGAGCGUCGUCGUCGGACGAGGAGCUGACGCGGCUGCUGCGGGAGAUCAGCUAUAACAUGACGCUGCUCCGGUCGGCAGAUACGGCGGCGCUGAUCGCACGCGAGAUCAAAAAUACGCUCCUCGGCUUCAUGAUGCGGUCCGAGGACGAGCUGGACCUCGACGGCCCGCUGGCGUCGGUGGGCAUUGACUCGCUGAUCAGCAUCGAGCUCCGGAACUGGAUCCGUCGACGGCUUGGGGCCGAGGUUACCGUGCUGGAGAUUGUGCGCGCGCCGAGCUUGAGGGAGCUAGGCGUGACGGUGCAAAAGAAACUCGUGGAGAAGUACGAGGCGCGGGUUGGAUAGGAGUUGUAGAUAGAGCACCACAUGGUGGGAGUUUUGGUUGGUUUACUUUGUCAGUUUUCAUGAGCACGCUUUCUCGUUUUUUUCGGGCCAUAUCGGCCAUCGACACACUGGUGUUUGAGGCACAUUCAAAGACCUUAGAACCUCUAGAUGGGUGCUCACAAGGGGCACUCUUCGUGGAUACAAGCUGGAAAACCUUGUUUGGAGAGGGGGACUGGCAUAGAAGAGGGUUUUCACCCCCUCAAAACCGCCACCGGGACUACCCAACGGCUUGACAUAGGCACCUGUGUACAUCGUCAUGUAUAGCUAGUGUACCUCUGGUACCUAUCAUUAAAUGGAUUUUUCGAGCGAUCUCCCGCCUCGUGGGGUCGCCUUCGGCACAAUAAGAGCUCACAACAACAACG